Messenger RNA from Oreochromis aureus, 2283 nucleotides. Its product is annotated as C-type lectin lectoxin-Phi1-like. NCBI's taxonomy places the organism in Eukaryota, Metazoa, Chordata, Actinopteri, Cichliformes, Cichlidae. The transcript is spliced from 6 exons. The record is from RefSeq and is a predicted model, not a curated record. The coding region runs from base 258 to 923 and encodes 221 amino acids.
UGCUGGUAUGAACCAAUAUCUGUGAGUCAUGUUUCCAGCACCUUGAUGGAUCUACGCCAUGAAGAACCUGGUACUAGCAAAGUGUACCUAAUAAAGUGUAAAAAAGUGAAAGACAUGGACAGCUUACUUUGUCAGCCAAAAGCAGAAGUUGCUAAAAGAGAUGUGUGUGACAGAGUUAAGAAACAACUUGCUCUGUGACUGUAACACGGUAGUAUUUCUCUGUCUACAAUCGCUUAAAGCUCAACAAGACUGUAAGGAUGGCAGACGAAGAAGUCAACUAUGCCUCAGUCACAUUCAACACUAAGAAACUAUCCCGAUCACAAGUUAAAAAAGAGGAGGAAACCAUUUAUGAUGACGUGAAAGUGAAACAUAAAACAACGGAACAAACUCCUGACACAAACAAAUUCUCGAUUGAUGAGAGAUCAGGCAGUAGACGUCAUCACUAUCAGCAGUUGGCCUGUUGUUUGGGCACAUUUUGUGUCAUUUUGGUGUUGGGCAUCAUAGCAGUCACAGUAUACCACAGAAAAUGUAAACCUUGUCAGAAGGGAUGGGAUCAUGUUGAGUCCAGCUGCUAUGCAACAAAUGAUGCUGACAGUAAUCAUUGGAAAACCUGGGAAGCAGCUCGAAAAGACUGCAGAGGAAAGAGUUCAGAUUUGGUUGUUGUGAUUAAUGAAGAAGAAAUGAAAACUGCCAGUGAAAAGAGCUGGAAAUAUAAUGAAAACAAAGGAUACUGGAUUGGUCUGAGAGUUGAAGAUGGGAAAUGGAAAUGGCUGGAUGGAAGAAAUAUGACUAAUAGCUCCUGGAUCGACCAGCGUCCUUCUGAUGGUCACUGUGCAAUCUCUGUUCAAAACCAAGGAUUUAAAUCAGUGAGCUGUAAUGAGAAGAACCGAUGGAUCUGCAAAAAGAAAGCUUUGUCUGUUUGAAUACUGCAGUAAAAAUAUCAUGACUGGUGGAGAUUCUAAAUACAAAAAAACAAUGAUAUUACUAUUAAUUAAAUCUUUAAAUAGAAUGAAAAAAGGAGUUUAAUUAAAACAUGUAGACACAAAAAAAGUUUAACAAAACUGUACUGAUUUUGUUUGACCAGCAGAGGGCGCUGCAUUACUUCCUAUCAAAGACAGUGGUUGUCUAAAGUAUCUGUAGUCUGCCAUUUCUAUAUUUAAGUGACAAUUAUUGUUGUAAAAAAAAUAAUCAACCAACCAACCAAAGAAACAAACAAACAAAAUUGUAAUAGUACUGAACAAAAUAAGCUGAACUUCCUGUUCUUCGCUGUUGCUCAAUGGCAGAUCUUGACAGUGUGACUGAUGACGGAAGUCUAAAUGUAGUGCCGGCUCUCCUCCUUCCUCAUCUGAAUGUUGUUCUUAACUUGAUUAAAACCAUCCGUUCAUCCAUUCUCUGCCGCUUAUCCUUUUCACGGUCGCAGGUCCCAGCUGUCUUGAGGCGAGAGGCAGGGUACACCCUGGACAGGUUGCCAGUCUGUCGCAGGACUAACACAUGGACAGCCAUUUGCACUCACAUUCACACCUAUGGGCAAUUUAGAGUUUCCAGUUAACCUAUUCCCACUAACUGCAUGUCUUUGGACUACUGGAGGAAGCUGGAGUACCCGGAGCGAACCCACACCAUCAUGGGGAGAACUUGCAAACUCCACACAGAAAGACCCCGGCCUGAUGUGGAACUGAACUCAGGACCUUCUUGCUGUGAGGCAACAGUGCUAACAUGUUGGAUGAUGAACACAGGUCAAAAGGGUCAACACACUACCAGUCCAGUCUCCUUGAGGCUUCCACAAAAUUCAGACAGAAUCCACACAUUCCCAAAUCCAAACUAGAAUCACCUCACUACUCCGUGUCAGGAAAUCUCCACACAAACCUGGUCACAGGGACAGACAGGUAAGAAUUUCUUAGCAAACAGUUUUCACAGCAACAAGAACAGGAGCCAGACUUCGCUAAGUGUUUCACUCGGUGAUAUCUGAUCUUCUGUUACUUUCUUAUGAAGCUGCCUGCACAGGAUCAUCAGAAGAAGUUGCGUGACUGUGACCAGGUGUGUGAGCUAGAAGGUGCAAAACCAGCCAUGUCCUCACAAUGCACACUUGCCGCCGUGCACACACAUACAGAAGUAUUUGCCAGAAGCAAGAACUCUGAAGCUCAGAAUGGUUAUAAGAAACAUCUGAUCCACAUAAACUCCAUCAUGUUCCACUCAUCCCAAUUUUUCUAAAAAUGUCUGAAAAACCAGUUAUAAAUUAGCUUGCUAGCUAUUCCUAAAUGUGCCACAUGUUUUGAAUGUGCAGAA